Molecule: messenger RNA, 915 nt
Organism: Quercus lobata
Lineage: Eukaryota; Viridiplantae; Streptophyta; Magnoliopsida; Fagales; Fagaceae
Exons: 5
Coding region: 481-840 (119 amino acids)
Source: RefSeq, a predicted model, not a curated record
CUUUGCAGUUGAUUGGCCAAUCUUUAAUUCUAUUAAAGAUGGAUUUAGAAUGUCAGGUUAGUUGGUGAUAACAUGGUUUUAAGUUGCUGAAGUAUCUAACAUAUGAUUUAUCAUAUAUAUUUUGAAUUUGAGGUAAUGCAACUGCUACAAAUGCUUAGUCACAUAAAAAGAUUAAGAGAGAAAGACAGACGGAUAUGUGUAGUAUGUUAUUCAGCUGAUGGUAUGGCUGAUACAGUGAAUCAAGGCAUGUUCUCUUUGGCAAAUUGUUAAUUGAGUCAAAAGCAACUUUUAAAUUGGGUUCUAUUUGCAAUCUUGUACUUUAUGUAUAUACUAAUGCUUAUCCUGCAACUUCCAAUUCCAAUUUAGUAAAAAGUAAUUUGCUAACAUCUCUGAUACAGGAACUCAUAAAUGCUAAACCACCACGUUCAGUGUUGAUUUCCUCUUAUGUGACUCCUAUGGAUUUGUUGUGCUAGAGAAAUCAUGGUCCACUCCCAACACUUUGUGAUCAUGUAUGAAAAUUGUGGCAUGUAUAUAAUGAAGAUUAUGGAGCCUAUCUUGCAAUUGAUGGAGCAAACCUUCAAUGCGGUGCAGAUAACUUUCAACUCUCUUUGGCUGAAGUCAAUCUUGCUUUCAGGAGAGAAUUGUGCAUCUCAUCAGGCUCUUUUGCUUCUCUAUUCCAGUGGAGAAUUGCAAGAAGUAUUUGGUGUAGAACUUUCAGCUCGUGUUUGGCAGUUGAUAAAUGUGACAAGAGUGGUUGGGUUACACAGUCAGGGGCAUAUUGAUCGCUUAGGCAUGCAUGCUUGCAAAUAUGCAAUACCUUUGGGAAAAGGUGUUAUCUAAAUAAUUCUCUUGACCUAAUAAUUGUUGAAUCUCAUGUGUAUUUGGAGAGAUGAAUGCAUGUUGUUUUUGUUUGAA